AUGCACCAAACACGAGAACUGAGCGCGUCAACCAAGUUUGAGAUCACCACAGCCCUUCAAAACAAUCUGUGCCAUGGCAAGCUUCCACGCGGGACUAUCAAGGCCAUUGCUGCUCGAUUCGACUUGAACCGUGGCACCAUACGCACCGUGUGGACUCGAUACAAGAAUGGCGUCAGCAUGUCUCGAAAAACCGGCCGCGUAGGUCCCAGGACGCGCUACACAGCGGAGGAGAUAACUACGCUAAUCAAGGACGUACCUCUCCAACAACGCAGUACCCUUCGUGACUUGUCCGAGGCAACGGGAAUAUCGACGUUCACCCUGAGCCGUUCCCUCAAGAACGGUGUGGUCCACCGUCGCUCAUCGCGCCUCAAGCCGUUGCUCACUGAAUACAACAAGCGUGAGCGAAUCGCAUUUUGUGCUGGACAUGUGGAACUUACCCGCGAUGCCGCCCAAGAGUACAUGGCGGACGUCGCAGAAGGCGACUGCCGGAAGGCGUACCUUGUUGAUGGUGAAGACAUGGACUAUCGGGCUUGCAAAUCAAAGCGGUUCAUCGCCAAGGUAAUGUUUUUGUGUGCCGUGGCCCGGCCGCGCGACGGCUUUGAUGGAAAGAUUGGGCUGUGGCCCUUCGUGAAAAGGACGCCGGCCCUGCGAAGUUCGCGAAAUCGUCAAGCUGGAACAUUGGUGACAACGCUUGUCAAUGUCGAUGGGCCCACGUACCGCGAUUACCUUGUCAACAAGGUUGUUCCUGCCAUAAAGGCCAAGUUUCCCAGCAUGAGCAAGCGCGUUGUUCUCCAGCAUGACAAUGCGACGCCCCACGGAAGCAUCGACGAGGCGACGCUGGCCCUAAUGUCCACCGAUGGGUGGCAGUUCGUGGUGCGUCGGCAGCCGCCAAACAGUCCUGACUUAAACGUCUUGGAUCUGGGAUUCUUUGCAUCUAUCCAAAGUCUGCAGUACAAAACUAUCAGUCGUUCUGUUGACGAGGUCAUUGCAUCGACCUUGAUGGCAUUUGAGACUCUUAGUGAUGAGAAGUUAGCCAAGGUCUUUUUGACCCUUCAAGCUGUCAUGCGGUUGGUACUUGAGCACCGUGGAAACAAUAACUUUAAGCUGCCUCACCUGAAGAAGGAUGCGAUGGGACGUGCAGGCACACUGACGGAGAAUUUGUCCUGUUGUGUGUCACUUCUCGUCGCUGCCAGCCUCCACUACCAUUAA
Messenger RNA from Aphanomyces invadans, 1209 nucleotides. RefSeq lists its product as hypothetical. Gene Ontology annotation, molecular function: nucleic acid binding. The record is from RefSeq and is a predicted model, not a curated record. NCBI's taxonomy places the organism in Eukaryota, Oomycota, Saprolegniomycetes, Saprolegniales, Verrucalvaceae. Bases 1 to 1209 code for a protein of 402 amino acids. The transcript is spliced from 2 exons.